AACACGUCAGGACUACGUAUCUGGGUAUCUAUGUUCCAUUUGUUUAUAUAAGUGUAACAUGUAUGUUCUCCUGCAAUACUUUAAAGUAAAGUUCACAAGUUCUCGUUCACGGCUCUUUUAAAUAUAAGGACAGUAGACACUGGUUUGACAAAUAACGAGAGCUCCAAAAAGAGGGUGGAUAUCAUAAUAAAUAAAAAGUUGUCUAUAGGAAGGUGUGGAAAAAGGCUACGCUACUCCAACAUCACUCCGUUGGCGUAUCUUAAGCUACAUUGAGGCUAGCAAGGCUGGAACAACAGUAUAGACAUGUGUAGGAGACUUGUAAUAAAUCUGUGGCGACUUGUAAAGAAUUUACAAAUAUUUCUUUUUUUCAUGCUCGCAUCGUACACGGCCACAAUUGACCAAAAAAACUGUUGAGGAACCAGACAAUACAAAUGUAAUUUCCAACUUAAAUGUAGCUAGAUGUAUAUAAAAAUGUUUCUAACAAAAAUAUAUGUAACACAUUGACUAAAAAUAGGCCUACAUAUAGCUAUAAUGAACUCGCUCUGGCUUUCUGGUCGACUGUAUGGGAAGCGGGUCUGCUACAGCAUUCCAAACAAAAUCCCGUGAAAUCAAACAAUAAUGAAACUUUAUCUAACUUUUCCCCAAGCGAACUGCUGGAUGCAAUAAGCCCGCCCCAUCUGUAGCAGCAAAUGGCCCAACUCACUGACGAAGUGAAGGAGAGUCGGAGGCAACGAGGGGGGAGAGAUAGAGAAGAGGGGGGAAUCGGAUUGAAAACAGAUCACCACCAAGAUCUCUCCACCGCAUGUCUAAGAACAACCGACGAUUAAAUCUGGCCCGUCGUUGUGAGUUUCGCUCAUGAGAUGAGCAAAACACGCCAUGCCUAUUGUUUUUAUGGACCACUGAAUGGUUCCAAAAGUUUUCUGCCUGUAGUCUGAUGGAUUGUAAAAGUUAGCGCGAUGCCUCGACCGCACUCCAGAGAUUGAAAUGAGUGAUGUAGCUAGGGUAAAAAAAACUUUGGUAAAGAUUGUCAAACAACUUAUGGCGAAUCGCACAUUUGAGUAGUGCUUAAAGUACGUGGAUGGAUUUUUUUCGACAAACUUCAAAAGGUAUUUGGCAUUUCCCCACCAACAGAAAAAGUACAUUUCCGAGAGUUUACGAAUUUUACGCGCUGAAGAUACGUUGGACAAAGUGAGCUGAACACGCUUCUACAAGGUCUUUGUUCUCUCUGAGAAUCGCAAGAUGGAGACCUCAGCUCCCACCGCCACUGAGAAGAAGGAGCUGAAGAGCUCCGGCCUGGACGGCAGCAGCUUCACCGACCUCCCCAAGAAACCCUCUCCCACCACAGUGACCCGAGCUCCACACAUCUUCCCGACGUUCCAUGCGCCCAUCCCGAUCGACAUCCGCCACCACGAGGGAAGAUACCAUUACGAGCCGCACCCUCUCCACGGCAUGCAUGGGCCUCCAGGUUUAACCGGCAGUCCUGUCAUGUCGGACGUGUCUCUCAUCCGCCUCUCCCCUCACGCGGCGGCCACGGGGGAGUCUCCCUUCAGCCCCCCGCACCCCUACGUCAGCCCCCACGUGGAGCACUACCUGCGCUCCGUCCACUCCAGCCCCACCCUCUCUAUGAUCUCCGCCGCCAGGGGCCUCAGCCCCGCAGACGUAGCAGCGGCAGUCACCCAUGAGCACCUAAAGGAGAGGGGUCUGUUCGGGCUGCCCCCCCCGCCCCCCGGGGCCAGCGCUGCGGAGUACUACCACCUGAUGGCCGCCAGCCACCGCAGCCCCUACGGGGAGCUGCUCAUGCAGACCGGGGCAGCCGCCGCCGCAGCCGCAGCAGCCGCAGCCGCCGCACAUCUGCCAGACUAUAUGAGCCCUGUUGACAUGUCCCGUUUCCCCAGCCCUCGGCUCACUCCCCGUCUGAGCCGGAAGAGAGCUCUGUCCAUCUCGCCCAUCUCAGAUGCCAGCAUCGACCUGCAGACCAUGAUCCGCACCUCGCCCAACUCCCUGGUGGCCUACAUCAACAACUCCCGCUCCAGCUCCGCCGCCAGCAGCUCCUACGGGCACCUGUCCGUCGGGGGCAUCAGUCCCUCGUUCACGUUCCCCCACCCCAUCACUCCCGUGGCCUACCAGCAGCUGCUGUCUCACCAGAGGGGUCUGAGUGCCUUCGGACACACCCCGCCCCUCCUGCAGCACUCCGCCUCCCUCAUCAGCCGACAGCCGCAUCUGGGGGUCGCCGCCGCCCCCCACCCCGUCCCCAACACCACCACCACCAUCCCGGGAGAGUGUGUCCAGAAUGCUGCUGGUGAGUCGGCCGUCAGCAGCACAGUCAACCCCAUGAUCACCAAGAGGACCAAGGUGAAGACAGAAGCAGACGGACCUCGGCCCAUCUCCCCCUGCUCUCAGGACCACAUUGACCUGCGAGAGGAGCUGGAUAAAGACGAGUGCAAGCAGGAGCCUGAGGCCGUGUACGAGACCAACUGCCACUGGGAGGGCUGCACCAAGGAGUACGACACCCAGGACCAGCUCGUGCAUCACAUCAAUAACGAGCACAUCCACGGGGAGAAGAAGGAGUUUGUGUGUCGCUGGGAGGAGUGCUCCCGGGAGCAGAAGCCCUUUAAGGCCCAGUACAUGCUGGUGGUGCACAUGAGGAGGCACACAGGGGAGAAACCACACAGGUGCACAUUUGAGGGCUGUGCCAAGGCGUACUCCCGCCUGGAGAACCUGAAGACCCACCUGCGCUCCCACACCGGGGAGAAGCCCUAUGUGUGCGAGCACGAGGGCUGCAACAAGGCCUUCUCCAACGCCUCGGACCGAGCCAAACACCAGAACCGCACACACUCCAACGAGAAACCGUACGUGUGUAAGAUCCCUGGCUGCACCAAGCGCUACACCGACCCCAGCUCCCUGAGGAAGCACGUGAAGACGGUCCACGGUCCAGAGGCGCACGUCACCAAGAAACAGCGGAACGACUGCCCUUCCAAAAACCAGCCGCCCAAGGGCAACGGAGAGAACGAGGGGGGCAACAAAGGAGGAAGGGGGGCAGAUGGCGCAAUAGAAGCCAACAGCACCACCAAAGGAGUGGACGACUGCCUGCAGGUCAAGUCCAUCAAGACUGAAAACUCUGUGAUGUAUCACUCCAGCCCAGGCGGGCACUCGUCCUGCAGCAGCGAGCCGUCGCCGCUCGGCAGCGCCACCAACAAUGACAGCGGAGUAGAGAUGGCCCUGCACAGCGGGGGGGACAGCCUGGGGGACCUGAGCGGCCUGGACGAGGCCCCCAUGGCCGCCGACUCCACCGGGUCCCCAGGGGGUGUGGGCCUGCAGCUGCGUAAGAGCCGCGGAGGGGCGCUGCUGCGGCUGGACCAGCUCAAGCAGGAGAAGCUCAAGAGCGUCAGGGACUCGUGCUCCUGGGGGAACAACGGCCCGGCUGCCCCGCCGCAGAUCCGGAACACCAAACUACCUCCCAUCCCAGCUGUCGGUUCCUUACUUGAGGGUUCAAACAUGGGCUACACAGGCUGCUUGCCAACCCCCCGUAUCGGCAGCGGCAUCGGCGAGCUGACCACCUGCGAGGUGACGCUGCUGAACCAGCUGAACGAGCGCCGCGACAGCACCACCAGCACGCUGAGCUCCGCCUACACCAUGAGCCGCCGCUCGUCAGGCAUCUCGCCCUGCUACUCCAGCCGGCGCUCCAGCGAGACCUCGCAGUUCGGCGGGAGCCGCCACAACAACAUCAGCGCCGCCUCCUACGACUCCUACGACCCCAUCUCCACCGACCUGUCCAGACGCUCCAGCGAGGCCAGCCAGUGCGGAGGCCUCGGAGGAGGUGGAGGAGGAGGAGGAGGGCUGGGUGGAGGUGGUAGCGGCCAUCCGGGUAUGCUCAGCCUCACCCCGGCUCAGCACUACCGCCUGAAGGCCAAGUAUGCGGCCGCCACCGGGGGCGCCCCGCCGACGCCGCUGCCCAACAUGGAACGCAUGAGCCUGAGAACGCGAAUGGCGCUCUACGGGGACUCGCAGGAGCGUUCCGCUUACCUGUUCCACCCGUCGGCCGCGGGUACGAGCGCAUCGAGACGGUGCAGCGACACCGGGUAUGGUGCUCCCGGUAUGAUGCCACACGAGGUGCCCAACAGUCUUCCACGGCGUGCCAGUGACCCCGUGCGCCGCCCCGCUCAGGAUCCCCUGUCGCUGCCACGGGUGCAGCGCUACAACAGCGUGAGCACCAUGAACACCUCACGACUGACUGGCGACCGGCGAGGCUUCAGCGGCGGCCUCACGGCUGGCAACACAUGGUCCGACGGCAGCCUGCACCGCCACCCCUUCGCCCAGCGCCCGCCCAGCAUCUCGGAGAACGUUGUCAUGGAGACGAUGGCACUGGACCAGGCCGACGACGACAUGGUGCUUCCAGACGACGUGGUCCAGUACCUCAGGACGCAGAACGGCAGCUCAACUCAGGACACACCGGCGGGUAACUACACCGGAGGCCAACCGCAAGACUUCCAAAGCAACAUGACAGUCCAGCAGCAACCCCAACCACAGCAGCAUCAGCAGCAGUUCUAUGGGCAAAGACGCAUGGCUAUGAUGGAUGCUAACAUGAUCCCUUCAGCUAACGGCCAGGGAAUGGCAUCCUGUCAGAUGGGCCCCCCCAGGCCCCAGCAGCAGCAGUUCCCCGCCCCAGCCGGCAUCAGCAAGAGCAGCAUGCCCGUGCAGUGGAACGAGGUCAGCUCAGGGACGGUGGACUCCAUGGAGAGGGUUCCCAAGCAACAACAGCAACAGCAACAGCAGCAGCAGCAGCAGCUCCUCCGCAGCAACCUCGCCGUGGUCCAGCAGAAGCAGAACUUCGGCGCCUACCACCAGGGCUUCCAGGGAUCCAACCAGCAGAUCGUUCACAUGAGCCAGAACCUGGCGGCCAUGCAGCAGGGAUACGCCAUGCAGAGGAAUGCCCAGCGCAUGACCUCCCUCCUGCAUCAGCAGCAGCAGCAGCAGCAGCAGCAGCAGCACAGGCAGCCAUCCUCCUCCACCAACCCAUGCCUGGUGCCUGACACUUUAUCAGGGAACGCAAGCCAGCACGCACUGUUAGGCAACAUGGCCCUUCCGAAUGGCAGGGCGGUGAUGACGCAGCAGAACCCUGACGCGCAGCAGCAAUAUCGGUCAGGAUCCGCCUACGUGAAUCCCACCGGCCAGCAGAGUUUUGCGGUUCCCUCCCAGAUGCCCGUGCAGAACGGGAACAGGCCCCUGAUCCAGCCUAGGCCUCCUGCAGAACCCAGAUCUUCAGGCAGGCAGCCGCACCCGGGCCUGAACACAAUGCAGCCAAACGGGUUCCUUCAGUCCAACCUGAACUCCGAGUACGGAACCUCAGAAGCCAGCCCCAAGAGAACCGGCCCCGGAGGUCAUCAGGAGAACAGAGACAGCAUCAGAAGCAACCACGCCAACAGUGGUGGCAUGUUCUACUCAGGCGAGAUCCACAUGCUAGAUCCCAACGUCAGUUUCGACGCGCCCAUGUCUCCCUGUGCCAGCCAGGAUGCAGCCACCAACAUGGCCGCCAUGGCCUCUCCAGGGGUCAACCAGGUCACCAGCACGGUGGACUCUCAGCCGGUGGAGCACGCUCAGAUCGACUUCGACGCCAUGCUGGACGACGGGGACCACUCCAGCCUCAUGUCGGGCACACUCAGUCCAGGCCUCCUCCAGAGCUUAUCCCAGAGUUCGUCGCGGCUGAACACGCCACGCAACUCUGUAACGCUGGCCUCGGUGCCCUCGGGGAUCAGCAACAUGGCGAUCGGAGACAUGACCUCGAUGCUCACGGCUCUCGCAGAGGAGAGCAAGUUCCUUAACAUGAUGGCUUAAGGACAAGUGGUAUUAUUUGCCAUCGCCACAUCAUCAGGAAAACACAACGUGUGUAUGUGUGUGUUUUUUGUGGAUGUGUAUACUGUAUGAGUGCGCUUUUAAAAAAAAAACUGUUCUCUGUUGAUUGAAAAGGAACACGGUAUUGUAAAAGAGACUUGUUUGCUGGACUUGUUUGUUACUUAGCGCCAGAAGUUGGUGCCCCAGGGGAAACAGUCUUUUCAUGACAAAAAAAAUUCAUUCAAGUUAGGAGAUAAGCACUGAUUUGUACACAAAAGCAACUGGAUCGCUUUGCAACUGACCUGCAAUAAACAAAGAAAAACCUUAGAGCUUGUAAUUCUAAAGAGCCGUCCACACUGCCAACAAUAACUAUAAGGACAACUGAAACCAUAUUGAUAUGAGCGUCCACACUGACCAAUUAUAGGUAAAACCUCUUGGAAAUAUAAGUCAUGUUUUAAUGUGAUGCCUUUGUAAUUUGAUUUGAUAAUGUUUUUUAUCAUUCACACAAUCUCUCUGAAAGUAAUGCCCAACAAUAUCGUUCUUCAAAUCUUUAUCGGUAUAGUGUGUAGUGUGGCCACUGUUAUGAGCGAGAGAGAGAGAGCGAUAUUUAAAACUAUAGUGUUUACAGCUAUUGUUAUAAUUAUCGUUGGCAGAAUGGGCGGGCCUUUAAACAUAGUAUGCAUCUUAGGCAUUCGAUGAAAACUGACAGGAAAUAUAAUUCGCAUACCCUGCUUACCCAAAAGCCAUAGUUUUGGUGUUGUUUUGGUGGUGUCGACGAUGUUGUUAAGCGCCGCCCAGGGUUCGUCAGUGGCUUCCUCUCUAGCGGUGCACUGAGCAAGUGGUUCACUAAGUGCCUUCCAGCUUGGAACCAGUGUGACCUGAACGCAGACAUCUACGUUAAUCAUGUUGCCAGUUUGAGUACAUGGUAAACAAAUACUUUAAAGUAUUAUUCCCUACUUAAACAUAUUGUUUAUAGUCUAACUGUAUGGUACAGUACAUGCUUUAAAUUACCUUAACGACUUGAUUACUACGUCUUAUUUCCCUCUCAUUAAGUACAAGACUAUGCUGUUUCUUUUGGUUUCUUUACGCAAAGUACAGAGGGUCCUUAAUCAUGGCUCUUUCCAGGGACAGAGAGAGAGAGAUAUGGAGAGAGAGGGGGGAGAUGGAGAGAGAGAGAAGGAGAGAGAGAGGGGGAGAGAGAGAGAGGGGGAGAGAUAUCCUCCAAGUGUCCUACAGGAAGCAGGAGGAUCUUGCUGUGCACUUGUCUCUUCAGCUUACGUGAUUGAAAAGGACGGACAGCUCGUCUCUCUCCGUGUGUGUGACCAUCUGCAGAGACCUGUCAGCUCUGCCCCCCCCCCCCUCCAGGGACCUCUUUAAAAAGGAAUAUGCAAGUACUUUUGGGUGUUCUCCACGGAGAUCACACCCUUCCAAUUAGCAGGUUCAUCACCCUCUGGAGUUGGGUGAUGGACCUCUGAGGCGAACCAAAAAGAUCUGCGGCCUUUGAUGUUUCGGCUGUGGUGGAAGACAUGAGAUGAAAAAGAAAAAUACCCUCUCCCCAUCAACGAGAGACAGAACAAACUCUCUGCAUUUGAUUGUUUGAAUUAAAACAGCCUUUUGUAUUCUGCCGUCCACGUUCAUUGUGCAAAGUCUGUCUUGUGUGUGUGUGUGUGUGUGUGUGUGUGUGUGUGUGUAUGAGCAGCUUUUGUACAUUUUAAAUACAGAAUCUUAAGUUGUUUUUUGCUCUUCUA
Clupea harengus (Atlantic herring) is the source of this 7577-nucleotide messenger RNA. It is a transcript of the gene gli2a, whose product is annotated as GLI family zinc finger 2a. Gene Ontology annotation, cellular component: nucleus. Gene Ontology annotation, molecular function: DNA-binding transcription factor activity, RNA polymerase II-specific; RNA polymerase II cis-regulatory region sequence-specific DNA binding. The record is from RefSeq and is a predicted model, not a curated record. Gene Ontology annotation, biological process: regulation of transcription by RNA polymerase II; smoothened signaling pathway. Lineage: Eukaryota; Metazoa; Chordata; Actinopteri; Clupeiformes; Clupeidae.